Messenger RNA from Uranotaenia lowii, 1745 nucleotides. Its product is annotated as pancreatic lipase-related protein 2-like. Gene Ontology annotation, molecular function: lipase activity. The record is from RefSeq and is a predicted model, not a curated record. Lineage: Eukaryota; Metazoa; Arthropoda; Insecta; Diptera; Culicidae. The transcript has 5 exons. Bases 140 to 1306 code for a protein of 388 amino acids.
UUGAAAUUUGAAUUGAUGCUUCGGUCCGUUGCAGUCGUUGAUGGAUAGUUAUAGUCACUGGAGUUUCUUUCGGGGAUAUGUGUAUGAUUGGUGUGCUAACUUGAAUAGAAAGUUGUAAGUGAAGAAUGUUGCAAACAACAUGAGGGAGAUUCGUUCGAAAAUGAGUGUUACAAUAGAAAAAGCAAUCAGUGUUUGUGUCGUUAUCCUGUUGGGUGUUGAGGCUAAGGAGUUUUCAAUCGGGCCCUGUAAUUUUCAAUAUCUGGAACCAUGCACAACAGACACCAUCGAGUUCUAUCUGUUUACCAGUGAUAAUCCCAAAGAAGCUCCCAUACUACUGGAUAACAUUGAUCCUCAGGUACCCGAUCAUAUCAACCUGAACUAUUCGAAUAAGCUGAUCGUUCACGGAUAUGGCGGAAACAUCGAUUUCAACGCAACGAAAAUGAUCCGAAACGCGUACCUGAAGCAACCGAAGACCAACGUUCUGGUGGUGGAUUGGGGCAAACUGGCUAAGCUGCCGUGCUAUCCGACUGCAGCUUUCAACACCAAACAGGCCGGCGAAUGUACGGCCACCUUCCUUAUUGGGCUGAAAGCGAACCAUCCAGAAUUCAGCUGCCGGGACCUGCACGCCAUCGGAUUCAGCUUGGGGGCCCACGUGCUCAGCUUCACGAGCAACGCGCUGGAAAAAUCAAUCGGCAUCAAGUUCAGAAGAAUCACAGGUCUCGAUCCGGCCCUUCCCUUCUUCGCGACCGCUCGGCAGCAAUGGAAGCUGGACCUGACCGAUGCCGACUUCGUCGAUGUGAUACACACCAACGCGGGGGUCUACGGAAAAAUUGAAACUUGCGGCCACGUCGAUUUCUACAUGAACGGGGGCCAGGCGCAGCCGAUGUGCGACAAUGCAUCCAGUGAGUAUUGGAGGGAGGGGGAGGCGAUAAAAAUUAAGAUUUCAACCCGAUCCGGUGUGAUGAACAACCACCAUGGGCCGGUAAACCAUCGUAAAGAUCAACCCCUCUGCAACCACAUGAUGGCAGCUGUCUUUUUCGCCGAGUCGAUCAACAGUAAAACCGGCUUUUGGGCGACCAAGUGUACGAGCUACUUCUCCUACUUUUUUGGCUUCUGCCGGUAUAAAGUCGAGCAACAUCAACAGCAAUUGCCGGGUGAAGACGAUCGUAAUCAGGAAAACGGCUUGACUGACAACAAUGAGAUUGAUUCCGAUCGAAUAUUGAUGGGCGAGCACUGUGCAAAGACCGCCAACGGAGUAUAUUUCGUACAAACCCAGAUGAAGCCACCAUACGCUAUGGGCUACUGAGGAACAAAAGACUGAAUUAUAAUUUUCACUGCCACCAAACGUGUACAUAGAGGCCGGCAGAAGUGACAGCGGCUGUCAAGUUCAAUUCAAACUAUGUUAAGCAGAUGAGCAGGUGUCGAGCGCUUCUUCCAAACAAACAAAAAGUGAAACAACGAGCAACGAAUUGCUGUUACGCUUGAUACCAUCACGGAAAUCAACCUAGAUUGCGCAUAGCUGGUAAUUAGAAGAGGAAAACUGACUGGUAUAAGGCGUGUGGAUGCAAUGGGCUUUUUCCGCUAUGCUUCUAAUUGAAUUUUACACGGUAUACCUAAUGUUUGUCAACAAGUUGCCUCAAUCGCAUGAUUGUGUCGUUAAAUGAUUUCAAAUUUCCAGUCAAAACAAUCAUUCGCCUAUGUUUUAUUUGCUUAUACCUUAGAUAUUUAUUUACGAAACCAGGUGA